AUGUACGGCCUCAAACAGUUGUCGGUUCUAAGCUUGAUGCUUCUCUCUGUAUCGGCAGCGAAGAACCCCAAAAGAACGAUUGUAGGCAUUGAAACCGCCGACAAGAGCCGUGGUAUUGAGGUGCCAUUGAAUGAUUGCCAUCCGAUCGAGGAAGAAGACGUUCUUACUGUAUCGUUGAAAAAGCCUUGCCGUCUUUUCACCGGCCCUGACUGCACAGGACGCAACACAUUCUUGAGCCCUGGAGACCACUCUUCAAAGGACCCAAUUCCCGUCAUCGAGUCGAUAUUUUGCCAGCUCUCUUGA
Penicillium concentricum is the source of this 303-nucleotide messenger RNA. RefSeq lists its product as uncharacterized. The transcript is spliced from 4 exons. Bases 1 to 303 code for a protein of 100 amino acids. The record is from RefSeq and is a predicted model, not a curated record. NCBI's taxonomy places the organism in Eukaryota, Fungi, Ascomycota, Eurotiomycetes, Eurotiales, Aspergillaceae.